Messenger RNA from Nestor notabilis (Kea), 672 nucleotides. RefSeq names its product dnaJ homolog subfamily B member 6-like. Gene Ontology annotation, biological process: protein refolding; positive regulation of proteasomal ubiquitin-dependent protein catabolic process. Lineage: Eukaryota; Metazoa; Chordata; Aves; Psittaciformes; Psittacidae. Gene Ontology annotation, molecular function: Hsp70 protein binding; ATPase activator activity. The record is from RefSeq and is a predicted model, not a curated record. Gene Ontology annotation, cellular component: cytosol; endoplasmic reticulum membrane.
AUGGUGGAUUAUUACAAAGUCCUGGGACUGAAAAAAAAGUGCCUCACAGGAUGAUGUUAGAAAUCCUACCACAAACUGGCACUAAAACGGCAUCCUCAUAAGAAUCCCAACAACAAGGAGGAAGCUGAAGAGAAAUUCAAAGCUGUUGCUGAGGCAUACAAAGUUCUGUCCAACCCUCAGAAAUGAUUGCUCUAUGACAGGUCUGUUAAGAAGAGCAGAUCCCACAGAGCAGGAGGUACCACAGUGGAUGAUAAUGGCUUCUUUAACUCCCCCUGUGAAUUCCACGAUCUCAAUAGCUUUAAUGAAGCCUUUGUAGGGCUGAAUGUACACAAUUUCUGGGACCCUUUUGGCAACAUGAGAUACAAUGAUGAAAACUGGCACAGGAAAAGUGGAAGAGAAAGAAGGUCCAACCUGUCUUCUGAUUUUAUGGAGUCAUCUAUGCAAUGGAAUUCAUUCGGUCCCAGUGAGCAGCUCAAAUCCGCCUUUGCUGAGGACAGAGCUGGGCCACACUGUAGCAGACUGGUGUUAACCAUUACUAAAGUGGUCAAUGGCAAGAUGAUCACCACACGGAGACUCAUCAAGCAUGGGCAGGAGAGAACAGAAGUGGAAGAAGAUGGGAGGCUGAAGUCUGUGACCAUCAGAAAUCGUAAUGUCCCCCAGCACAAGCGUUAG